AGCAGUAAUUUUAAGGUAUUUACUGGGUAGGAAGAGAGUAUUCGUGUGCUGUAGUAGACUGCCGAUCUUUGAGUACAUACAUAUACGGGAACACAGUGUAGUACCUCUUUAUCGGGUUUUGCUGUAAAUUUGCACGAAACACGUGCCAGGAGUUCCAUAUAAAAGGAACUUUAUCUUGUAAAAUAAAUGCAACGUGCACCGUAGGUCAUGAAACAAACCCGUUCCCCUUUAAAGUGAUGCCAGACUUUUUCGGUGUGCUUAUUAUACAUGACUUACGGUAGUAGGUGUCCCUUAAUUUUUAUUUCCGAAGGCGAGGUUUAAAGGAGCGAGUGUUUGAUACACUUUUCGUGUUUUGUCCAAUAGCAAAUGAUUCUGAAUUGACAGUUAUAUUAUUACCUUACGGUUACCUUGAUGGUUAUCAAACUGUUUGCUGUCCACUUCAGUUGUGGAAGAGUGGGUAACACCGCGAGCAGGCUGUUCCACAAUUUUACCACGUCUGGGAAUUGUACUAAGCUCUUCUCUAAGAGAAUUAGAAGUAUGACCAGUCUACAAGGUGGGCAGAAGCCCUUGAUAGCAGUGUGCCAGAUGACUGCCACAGAUGACAAGGAGAAGAACUUUGCCACUUGUGUACAUCUGAUAAAUAAAGCACAUCAGAGGGGAGCUAGUGCAGUGUUCCUACCGGAGGGAUUUGACUACAUUGGCACUAGCACAGAACAGACACUCAGCCUCGCCGAGCCAUUGGAGGGUGACCUUAUCCAGCACUACAGCAAGCUUGCCAGGGACUUGAGGCUCUGGCUAUUUCUUGGAGGAUUCCAUGAAAAGGGACCCAACUGGAAGGAGGACCACCGAGUGUAUAAUUCUCAUGUAGUGAUAGAUGAUACAGGGUGCACUGCGUCUGUGUACAGGAAGACUCAUCUAUUUGAUAUCAGCCUUCAUAAUGGUGUUUCGCUGAAAGAAAGCAACUUCACUAUCUCUGGCCCUGCUCUUGUACCUCCAGUUAGCACACCUGUAGGAAAGGUAGGCCUGGCUGUCUGUUAUGACCUGCGCUUUCCAGAGCUGUCAUUAGCACUUAGGCAGGGAGGAGCAGAGAUUCUCACCUUCCCAUCAGCUUUCACUGUCACCACUGGCCAAGCCCAUUGGGAGGUUCUGCUAAGGGCUCGUGCUAUCGAAACUCAGUGCUAUGUCGUAGCUGCCGCACAAACUGGGAAGCACAAUGAAAGGCGAGCAUCUUAUGGGCACUCUUUGGUGGUGGAUCCUUGGGGAACUGUAGUGGCACAAUGUUCAGAGGGUACCAAUCUAUGUUAUGCUGAAAUUGACCUACCUUCUCUCCAUCGUGUCCGCCUUGAAAUGCCUGUGGCGAAUCACAGACGUAGUGACCUUUAUGGAACAAUUUCAUCCUCAAACACUUCUUAAGUGAAUUCAAGAUUUGCACUGUACCAGAUGUGAAGAAAUGGAUGAUGUAUGUGAAAAGUUACUUGUGUUUUCACGUUUAAUUGUGACACAGGGGAUGCCCCAAGCUGCAUUACUGAGUGUAAUUUGCUCAUUUACUGUAUAAGGUUAUGCCUUCUUUGGAGAUUGUAGGAGCCACUUUGCAGAACACUGAUUUGGAUCAGAACCUCUGAUCGAACUGUGCAUAGAAGAUCCAUUGGUGUAUUGGGGGUGGUGAAUACUUAUCACUACUUGCUGUAGGAUCUGAAUUCAGUGCCAAGUUUGCUUCUGCCUUACACAAAUAUGAACAACAGUGAUGCAAGUUGUGUUAGCAUAUUUCUUAAUUUGUUUCUUCCCUGCCACACUAGUUGCACAGAAUAAUCUAAAGCAAAUUAGAAUUUCUUAGCUACCUUGAUCAUUUUUAGCAUGGCAGAAUAUUCAGACCCUAACUCUUCUUUAAUAAUGCAGAAACAAGUACUCAACAAACCAGUAACUGAAACCAAAGACCUAUUAAGGCUUCAGAACUUGAUUGGGGGAGAGGAGUCCAGUAUCACAUGAAAGUCUAGUGGCACUUCCUGUUGCCCCUGACAACGUCUUUUACUCCGUCUACCAGAAAGGUAGACCAGUUUUACUGGCAUAAAUUAGUGGUUCACUGUUUAGAAUACCUUUAACAUAGUCCUGAUUCCUUGGAGUGUUUGGCAGCACUAAUGCCAGGAAAAGCAUACUUGUGAACACUUGUGUGCUCACAAGCCACAUAUAUCAAUCUACAUAAUGCAAAGGCACAGAAAAGUGAUGAGGGUGGCAGUUCAUUAAUACUUGUGAACACUUGUGUGCUCACAAGCCACAUACAUCAAUCUACAUAAUGCAAAGGCACAGAAAAGUGAUGAGGGUGGCAGUUCAUUAAUAUUUGUUGCCCACAAUGCAUGCUAAUGAGAAGCAGAGGUUAAGUUAUACCCUCAAUGCACUGCACUCCUCAGUAACUGCCGCAGUGCAGAAUUUAGCAGAAAAGUACAAUAACCAUAACUAGAAUGUUUUCCUGAGAAAAUAGGACACUGUACAGGCAGCAUAGCUAGCUGGGCAAACAGGCAUCCCAAGAGAGACCAUAACACAUAGGGGACCCCUGCAGCAUAUAGUGGAAAUUCAGGGCAAUCAACCAAGGUGGUGGCAUAGAGCAUAAAGGAAGAGAUGCAGGGCAUGUUGCUUGAACUGUGUGAGGGUUUAGAACAGCCUCAAAGUACCAGUCAGGGAAUGGUAGCCAUUUGUAUCAUGGAGGUAGUCCAAAUAACCAUAUUGUUGAAAGCUGGGAUCUGGAUGUGGAGUCUGACGAAGAAGCUGCCUUUUCAGGUUAGCCAUACAUAUCACCCUGGGGAAGAUGUGUAACACUGUCACCACAAAGCAUGGGAGGCCACAGCAUAGGCAAUUUUUACUAUGGGGGGGGGGGAUGUAGCCUUGUGGCAAGAAACACUAUAACUGUGUCAUGAAGAAACUCAUGCACAGUAAAGGCAGGAUAGUCUAUUUUUAGGCAGCACUGAACAUGCUGGUCAGUAAGCCGUAUCCAAAUCACUGGUAAGCUGUAGAGACUAUCCAUAAGUACACAUCUAGGGGAGGCAGUGUGUCUGUCAAGGUAAAGCUCUAAAGCAUGCAAUAAAUCAUAUUUGGGGGGGGGGGGGCUUAGAAUGGCUGGUGAAAGGCUUCCAUGUAAAACCCAAGAAUCUGUCCCUCAGUGUAUGUGGCCUCAAGAGCUUAGUAACCCGAGAAGAGAGCAUCAUACUCACAACCAUGGAACACUGCAGGCCGUGAAGGCUGCCAAAUACUGACUAGUGGAUAGCUACUUCCAAACUGUCCUUUUGCAUGCAACUGCAGCUUUAGUCAAUCCAGCUACCAUGGGGGUGGGGGACUAUGACAACAUUCUGACUUGGCAGAUGUAGGCAGCUUACAGGGCUCUCCUGGAGUGGGCAAAUAAUAAGAACAUCACCCUCGACUCAGAUAUAUGAUUCCAAUAGGAGUGUGUCAAGUACUAACCACUCAGAUUUUGUGUUCACAGUUGCCAAGGGGUUACCAGUUCACCUCAAAUAAAUCCUGCUGUGGAAGAGUUAGAGGUAUAGCCUUUCACAUAUUCAGCCAUGACAGUGCCAUUAGAAAGUGCUCUAACCUGCUAUAUCUCCAUCCCACAAAAAUAAAGUGCUGUGGCUGACAUAUGAGAGAGGGUUUGCGAAUAAUUCACUGAAAGUUUUGUUUUCAGCAACACUUGUGUAAAAGGAGGCAGAGCUGGAACUAUGCUGCUCUACAGUCUGAUACCCCUCAACUCUAAGAUGAGGAGCAAAAAAAAAAAAAACAUUAAAAGCCUGAUCCCCAGUCUAGCAGGACUUAGUGAGGUCUGUUCUUCCUUGCUUUACACCCCCAAUCAGAAAUGGGGGUAUUUUCUACUUUGUAAAUCUGUAACAAACCACUAGCUGUAUCAUACCACACAUGAACAGGGAGCUGUUAUGCGCAUCAGUAAAAGCAGCAUCAGAAUUCAUUCCCAUACUGGCAUUCAGAAAUGCUACUAUUGUACUACCAAACAAAUGGCAUUUGCCAAUUGCACCCCUAACAACUUGCAUCUUGGACAGCUGCCCCAUUCCAGCAGUGCUUCAAAAGUAGGUAUAAACCUAUAUUUCCCCCCUUUCUGAUGUGUCAUCUUUUUAGCCAUUUCUUUCCCCUGACACAAAAUAAAACAGGCUGGCGUAACCGCUUAAAGACUGUCCUGGGGAGGACAAUCCUAUCUGCUGGUAGGAUGCUGCACUUCUUACAGAUGGAGCAGAACAUGACAAUUAGCCAUGCAGCUGAUCAGCAAAUGGUCAUUCCCAUCCCCAGGAGAACAGAAGGAAUGAUGGAUAGGGUGGCCGGUCUGCUGUUGUGGCAGAAUUCUACAGCAUCAGUGAGUUCCAAGAUGCAGUGGCCAUUUCCCUUUGUGAUAGCAGCAUACGCCACAGUGUGCUGCCCUUGGCUAUUGUAUUGCUUGGAUAUGUGAGAUUGCAUAGGUAUUCCUUGCCAGCCUGCACACACUAAUGUACGUAUCAUAGUCCACCUGACUAUCCAGCUGUAUGAUCACAGAGUCGUACAAAAUACAAGACAGCUGGGCAUUUUAUGCCUUACCAGUGCCCACCCUCAGAUCUUGCUUCACUUUUACAAUGAGAGCUAGAUCAGUCAUUCUAGGGGUGAAUUUGUGAUUACCCUUCCAGGUGUAUAACUUCAUUUUUAAAGGAAGAUAGUUAAGUUAUGCUGUGUGAGAACAUACCUGCCACCCUCACUGUGCGGGUUCUGUUCAUUAGCCAAUUUGCCGCCCACCUAACUACAUAGGAAUCAGUUUGGAGCUCAUUUAACUUAAUUGUGUUAACAUGUGGUACAGUAUCAAAUGCUUUGGCAAGGCCAAUAUAUGCUGUAUGGACAGCUUAACCCCUGUUCAUGGCUUGUAGUACUCUGUCAAAGUUUAUCCGAUACGUUAAAGAGGAUCCACCCUUAACAAAAUCAGUCUGCUGGAGGGGGGGAUCAAAACUUAUCAAAUUUUUAAUGUCAUAGUUUAUCAGCUCAGUUAUGAGCCAUUCCAUGGCCUUACAGACAAGUCUUGUCAGGCUAAUGGGUCUGUAGUUUCUGGGGUCUUUGGUGGGGCCAGGAAGGUUAAUUGCCAGCAUUUCACAAUAUGCUGUGGUAAAGUAAUGGCAGGGUUCAAGAUGUAAUUACCUGGGAUGAGUGCUUAAAUCCUGAUUGUAUGAGUGAAAUCAAAUUAGAAUGAUGUGACUAUUUAAAAAAUGAUGCAGUCUUAUGUGUGUAAGACCUGAGCAUACACCAUGACAAGAUGCAAUUAAUUAAUUGUCUGAAACAGAAUAAAUGGUAUUACAUUGACAUGUAAAUGCAGUAACUUUGGAGGUCUCACAUGGAUAACUUUUGAACUUUGUGUUGUAGCUUUCUUGCAGGUGACAAACACUGGUUCUUUAAAAACACAUUAGGAAGAAUGUUUAUUUAAACUAAAUUGAGUAAAGAGGCUAUUACUGCCCUUGUUAAGGGCAGAGUAUAAAAGUGUCAUAAUGACUACCACCUUGGAAUUAUGUGCUUAUUCAAUAAAGGUGUGGCACCAGUA
Molecule: messenger RNA, 5545 nt
Organism: Protopterus annectens (West African lungfish)
Lineage: Eukaryota; Metazoa; Chordata; Ceratodontiformes; Protopteridae
Gene: NIT1
Product: nitrilase 1
Exons: 6
Coding region: 412-1413 (333 amino acids)
Molecular function (GO): hydrolase activity, acting on carbon-nitrogen (but not peptide) bonds, in linear amides
Source: RefSeq, a predicted model, not a curated record